Bombus pascuorum is the source of this 11765-nucleotide messenger RNA. RefSeq names its product synapsin (gene Syn). NCBI's taxonomy places the organism in Eukaryota, Metazoa, Arthropoda, Insecta, Hymenoptera, Apidae. Gene Ontology annotation, molecular function: metal ion binding; ATP binding. The transcript has 11 exons. The record is from RefSeq and is a predicted model, not a curated record. The coding region runs from base 615 to 2258 and encodes 547 amino acids. Gene Ontology annotation, biological process: neurotransmitter secretion. Gene Ontology annotation, cellular component: synaptic vesicle; synaptic vesicle membrane.
GCGCGAACCUAUCGACCAGCUAACCCUCCGGGUAACACCCUUGCGAUCCUCAGCCGAAGCUCACUGCUUCUCCGGCGAACUAGUGGGUAGUACACGCACGCGACACAGAUUUCAACUUGGAUUGUUUAGUUUCUCCUUCCUCACCUCUCUUAUUUCAUCCUUUCCUUUUGGAUUACCUUACGUUGAAGUGUUAUUCCACAACUUGGGAAAAAAGGGCACAACAAGGAGACGAAUCGCGGUAGUGAACGUCGUCGAACGAGCCACAAAGCCCAAGACACGAAAUCUCCGCCUCCGCCUCCCGUUCCUAAGCCGCUCGAAGAACACGAAGAUCGUCGCAUACGGUGACCAUCCGACCACCAAAAGCCACCGGAAUUCUGCGGUUUUGGUCAGGAGGACGAGGUCGGUGUUAAACCAGCAAGAUUACCGGCCGCGGCGGUUGCGCCAAAUACUGUGGUACAGCCCCUUCACCCGGCAACAUUUCAUUCUCCAGCUUUCGACAGUCCUUCACUUCCAAUGUUAACUACCUGAAACGGAGUUUGUCUUCCAGGUUCUCGUCAGGGGAUUUGAGCUCGGAGCUCGACGAUGAACCAAGCACAGACUCCGGGCUGGCCUCCAUGGCCAGGGAUUCGUCCCAAUCGUAUCAAGCGGUACCGGAUCGGCCAUUGCAGUCUCAGCCGACUCCUGUUCCACCGGCUAACCAGCCACCGGUACCUGGAGCACCGCCGUCUGGACCACCUCAACCCGUUGGCGGCGAUCUGAGUCUCAACCUGAGACCCGGAUCGAGAACCACCAGCGCUCCUUCCUCGCCGGCCAAGACCCGGGAAAGUUUACUCCAGAGGGUUCAAAGUUUAACCGGAGCUGCUCGCGACCAGGGUGCAUCGAUUCUAGGAGCAGCGGUGUCAGGUGCAACUAGAGGGCCAUCUUACAACAAAGAUCGGUGUUUCACCCUGCUAGUCAUCGAUGACCAGAAUACCGACUGGAGCAAAUAUUUCCGGGGUCGUAGGCUUCACGGUGAUUACGAGAUCCGUGUAGAACAGGCGGAAUUUAGGGAAUUAUCGUUAACUGCGAGCGAGACUGGUACUAUUGUGUCCAUGGCGGUUUAUCGUAACGGAACCAAGGUCAUCCGAUCUUUCAAACCUGAUUUCGUCCUGAUACGACAGAACCUAAAGGACGCUGGAGAAGACAACAAGAACCUUCUUCUCGGUUUAAUGUACGGCGGUGUCCCGAGCAUUAACAAUCUCACGGCAAUUUAUAACUUUCAGGAUAAACCAUGGGUGUUCGCACACCUGUUAGGACUUCAACGUCGUUUAGGAAAAGACAACUUCCCCUUGAUCGAGCAAACUUAUUAUCCUAACCAUCGUGAAAUGGUGAGUGCAUCUCGUUAUCCGGUUGUGGUGAAACUCGGGCACGCCCACGGUGGAGUGGGAAAAGCCCGUGCCGAGACGAAUCAAGAGUUUCUAGAUCUCGCCUCUUUGGCUGCUUUGGCGAACACUUAUUGCACGUCGGAGCCGUACGUCGACACCAAAUACGACGUUCACGUGCAGAAAAUAGGCAAUAACUACAAGGCGUUCAUGCGGAAGAGCAUAAGCGGAAACUGGAAAUCUAACACCGGUUCGGCGAUGUUGGAGCAAUUAGCCGUAAGCGAAAGACAUCGCACCUGGGUUGAUCACGUGGCCCAAUUGUUCGGUGGAUUGGAUAUCUGUGCGAUCGAGCUGUUGGUCGGGAAGGAUGGUCGAGAAUACAUAAUCGAGGUGAAUGAUAGCGCGCUGUCGUUAAUGGGAGACUCACAAGAGGAAGACCGUCGUCACAUCGCAGACCUUGUCACCGCGAAAAUGCAGGCAUGUUGUCGACCUCCAAGCGUGUUGACAAAAACGACAUCCAGAGGAUCGAUGUCUGGAUCCAGUCAGGCAACGAGUCCUGUAGAAGAUCGCACUGUGCCACCAACAGCUCCGCUAGGAUCGCAUGGAAGCAUGGGGUCCAUGGCUAGCAUAGGGAGCUUAGGUUCCAUGGGUUCCACGACAGCAAUGGCGGGUGAUGUAACUAGUUCUGACAGCCACCAUCAACUGCAACGUCGCGAUUCUCAAGCAUCGCAAUCGAGUACAGUGAGCAGCGCUCCAUCGGUUGGUCGACGCCAAGAAGAUGUUCCAACAUCGAGAGUACCUUUUCACAGACAAGGCAGUCAAUCCCAGAGCGAAGACACCGAAGACACCAUGAAGAACCUUCGGAAAACGUUUGCAGGAAUCUUUGGAGACAUGUAAAUUUUUCGAACGAAAGUGUACUGGAGCAAAGGAGAUCAUGUUAGGAUUAUCAUAAAAUUUAAGUUAGUGAAAAAAAGUAUUUAAAAUGUAAAUGAGUUACUUAAUAUUUUUAACGAAAGAUCGUAUUUUUUUAUAUAGCUUCUUCAUUAUCAGUGAUGUAUAGGAAUAAUUUUGCAAUUAUAGGAUUUUUGUUAAACAGUUGGAAGAUGUAUUUAAAUUAAUUUGUCGAAUAUGAAAAUGUACUGGAAAGGAAUAUAUAAUAUAGUCGAUAUAUUUGUAGAUCAUCAAGCUCAUCUAAAUGACGUUCGCGUCCCACACUGGACGCCAUAUAACAAUGUAAAUUUUGCUAACGGUCCACGGCGAUGUGUAUAAACAUAAACAUAACUUAACUUUUCGUUUUUUAUCAAUUCAAUAGUUCAUUCGUUUCUUGCCAUUCGAUUACGUUGAGCGAAAGAAAAUAUCGUUGGAAAUUUAUUCUUCUAGAAUUCUUGCUAAUCGCGUUGCUAUUACUCUGUACUUGAUUAUUAAUCGAUAUUGCGUAUUCAACGCAUCGGUUGUUAUUCAAAUAUUAACUACGUAUUUUCGAUAAGGGGAGGGUAAGUAAAAAUUAAUGGGGGAUUUAAAGAAAAAGUCGUGGUCGUUUAUGUAUAUUAAAAAGUAAAAAAAUAAAAAAAUCGUAAUGUAGAUUCUAUGUAUUCGAUGUAUUCAGCAUUUACAUAGUGGCUAGGGAAAAUUCUCUCAGGUUAAAAUAGUAAAAGAAUGAAUACUUUUCCAAGUGUCCAGUUAUGUUUCGUUACCAUCGACGUAUCCGUUCUGCAUACUCGUCUCGUUUACGGGGAACGCCGCCACUUGGUUUUUCGAUUCCAACAGGCAACAGUACCAUAGGCCCCUGUCAUCUCCUCAUCCGACUUUACUUCAGGCGUCCACUUUUUAGGCUUAACUUUCGAUUAUAGCAUUGUCUAAAGGCGAGGGAACGGGAAUGAUGCGGAAUGAAAAGAACGAGAAAGCUGCAGAGAGGAAAAAAUGGAAGAUGAGUUAUAAAUUUAAAUGGCUGAUGGAAGUCCUGCAGUAAAAUACAUAUUUGUAAAAUUAUUAAAAAGUAUUUGUAAGCCGACGUCAUUCAAAAUGAUUGAGGAAAACAAAAAAAGAGGAGAUUCGGGCAUUAUACUGAACAUUUGGCUAGAGAAGACUUCGGAUCGAUCGCCCGGCACUCAUUGCCGGGCCAAUGGAAGAACAAGAUCGACCAGUCUGUAUCUUAAGCGCACAAAUAGUCAUUAGGAUUUCGAAACACGGGCAGUACUUUGACAUCGUGCAUGUGAAUAACGCAAACGUUUGGUCUAAUAAACGGGACUUAUGGUGAGGGAGAAAUGAAAAAAUUCUUCUGCAGAGUCGCCGGUUCUUGAACAAUGAUACGUUUCGGCCUGCAAAAAGUGUAAUUCCUCGGCCGGCGACCUUUCGAUUUGGAUUAUUCAAAAUUCAUUGUCUCGAAUAGUAUUGAGCAUCUCGAUGUUGAAAACUGUCCUGCAUUCCGAUAACGAACUGUUUCUUUUUCCUAAAUUUUCACGCAUUUGUAGGUCAUUUGUAAAGGAAAAAAGGAGCUUGCGUAAGGCGACUUGGCACGCUUGCUGAAAAUUCAUGAAAAAAGAGAUGUUCGUUGCUCCGUAGGCUUUAAGAACAAUUACCGAUGAAAUCAAAAUGUAAUAAACGGGUUCGUGAACUAGGAACGGGAAGCGAAAGGGAUGCGGCCGCUAGUUGCCGCGAGAAUGAUUAAAAAAAAAAACAUGGGCAUUCAGUAAAUCGCGAUUCUUUGCGAUCGUGCAAAAAAUCCGAAGCACACCAAGCAACCUUUUGAUGAUCUGCAAAUAUAGUCGUGUUUGCUUGCCUAAUUAACUUGAUUCUAUUGAAGCUCCUUUGAUUCAGUACCCGCUGGAGAAGGAUCUGGAUUUGCGAAGUAAAAACCAAUCGACGAAAGCGAAAAGAGAGAACGAAACGUCUUUGUCCAAAUUUUUCUUUUUUCUUUAUUAUUUAAUUUGUACUUAACAAUUUGUCCAGCUGGACAUUCGGUAAACUUUUCUAGCUUUAUUGCUAAAUAACAUGUGGAUGGUUAUCUCCAACGGGAUACCAUCUUUAAGUUUGUCUAUUUUAUUUCUUUAGUAAGGUCAGUGGAGUGUUUUUUCUUUAGUCUUCUUUUUAUGAAAGUUUUGCUCGCUUCAGCAGCUAGCUGGUUUAGAUGUGUUGCUGUUCUUUCCUUGUAUUUUUUUGCGUACCUGCCGAUUUCUUCUUUGACCGUUGGUAUUUUUAAGUCUUUGCGUAUAUCCUUGUUUUUGACAUACCAUGGGACGUUGACUAUUGUUCUGAGUAUCUUCGACUCUAGCGACUCUAGUUUAUUUAUGUGGCUUAUUGCUGCUGUUCCCCAUAAUCGUAUUCUGUACGACCAAAUUGGUUUCGUUAUCGUUUUGUAAAUUUUUAGUUUAUUUUCCAUGCUGUGUUUAGAGUUUCGACUAGUUAGGCAGUAUGUUGCUUCCAUGUCAGUUGUGUGCCUAAGUGGAGUCUUAGGUAUUUAAUUUACCUUGUUCGUGUUAUAUGCGUGCCAUUUAAUUGGAUAUUUGGUGGUUUCCGGUGGUUAGUGUAAAUGUAAUAUGGUUGCAUUUACUGGAGUUUGCUUUUAUUUGUUUAUCUUCUAGCCAUUUUUCUAUUUUUGUGAUAUGCUCUUGUAGUAACGUGACUGCUGUUUCUGGAUUAGUGUGCCUGACUAGUACAGCCGUGUCGUCCGCGAAUAUCAGUUUUGCUGUUGGUAGUUAUUGGUACGUUGGUCGUGUAUAGUGUGUAUAAUAUUGGUUCUAAGACGCUUCCUUGCGGUACCCCUGCGUUGAUGUCUUUAACUUCAGAAUAUGCGUCCUUUAUUUUUACUACAAUUGUCCAAAUGAUCUCAAUUUACCUUAGCGUAAGAGCUGAUAAACGUAUUACGACGAAAGAUAGACCUCGUGGUGUCAGCUUUGAAAAGAACUAUAAUAAGUUCGUCCGUUUAAUAUUCUGUUCUGAUUUAAUUUCACAUUUCGAUUAUGCGACUUUUGUCAAAGAGGGACAUAGGAAAAUUAAUUUUACUUAAACCUACGUUAGUUGCAAAAACAUAAGGAGAUCCCGGGGCAGCCCUGUUGAGCGUCAGGCGGGCAUCGUGGAGUUUCAGUCGGUAAGUCCGACACUACCCCGCCGCUUCCCAGAAGAGCGGCGAGGUGUCCAUGACGAUUUCCUUACGUAUAAAAAAAAAAAGUGUAGUUUGUUCCGUUACAUAGUGUUUCGAAUAUAGUCCCGGGGCACCACUGACGUUUUUGUCGAUAAUUCUGACACUACCCCACUGCUGCACGGAGGAGCGGCGGGGUGUCUAUGACUAUUUCCUCACGUAUAAAUAAAAAAGAUGUUGCAAGUAUAUAAGAAGGUCCCAGGACACCGCUGUUGAGCGUCAGGCGGGCCACCGUGGAGUUUUAGUCGGUAAGUCCGACACUACCCCACCGCUUCCCAGAAGAGCGGCGAGGUGUCCAUGACGAUUUCCUUACGUAUAAAAAAGAGAUUGCAAGAAUAUAGUAGAGGAACGCAUAGGAUUGUAAAAGGAAUGUAUUGCCUCCUCUCGUUCUGAUUUCUUGUCUCCUAUUAUCAACACAUUGCUUUAUCGAAUUUAGAAAUAUCAAGUAAAUGAACGCAAAGACGUGAACUUGAUCAAUGCUCUAUUGCACGACUAAUUGAUCGAUAUUCCUGUGUGUGUAUAUAGAUGUAAAUUAAUACAUUAGUCAUUUGUUAGAAGGUACAUGGUACACGAAUUUAAACGAUUACAAACGGUUACAUAGUGUUACAAACGGUUACAUAGUGUUACAAACGGUUACAACGGUUACGAGUUAAUUUCCAAGUAAUAGACGUCCAAUGGUUUGGUUUUUGAAGUGCCUUGAAUACUUAAGUGCCCUUCUUGUCACGUUUCUUACCUAUUCAAAGUAGUCGAAGCGCGUGUCAACGUGCACUUUUUACUAUGCACUUAACCAUGAGAAUCUCUCUGUUGUUUGUACUUUUUAUAUACUAAACGCGUGCAUCGUUUUACCUUUUCGCAUGAUCAUCUUUAACGAGCUGCUUAUUGAUUCAUCAGGCACCUCGAUACCGUGGAUAAGUGCAGGUACACCGUCCAAAGUAUGAUCAACAGCAAACGAAGACGUUGGUAUCACUCGAAACGUCAAUCGAUCGAACAAGCGAGCCUAUUAUCGUUCGUCGAUAUUCGCGGUAGCUCGAUACUACAACUUUAUUCUUUUUCGUUCCUCACCGUUCGCGAUUUAGUGCAUUUAGAUUCACUUUCUUUCACGCUUAAUUUUUAUUUAAAAAUUAUUCAUCAUUACGAUAGGCAAUGACACGUAGGGAAAGAAAAUAGUCUUAAAGAGUGUUUAGAGUGAAUAGAACAGUGAGAGAAUAGAGCAGAAGCUUCUGGAAUUAACGUUAUAAAAGGCUGUAUAAUUUUGCGAUUUAGUUCAAAAACUCGCUCGUACGUACGAUCUAAGUAAAAUCAGACUUGCAGAAAUAGAUUAUCGGACCUACCGACAUUGGAAAAAAUAGUACUUUAAGGGAUAACUAAAUAAGAACAUGUAACAAACAAUCCUGGACAAUCUUCACAGUUGAAAAAGUUGUAGUUGCCCGAUAAAGUACAAAAAUGAUCCUCGAAGAACGAAAGCUGCUACUGAGACUGGCUUUCAGAGCUGACGCCACGACGCACGAGGAGAAGCGAAACGCGAAAGCUUGAUAGAUUCGUUAAGAUGGAUGCUUUCGAUACGAUACAGAAUCUGUACUGAUACGUAGACGCGGUUAAAGAUAACGAAUAUCUCAGGGGUGCAAGUCUAAGCACAAGAUAGGAUAGAAAAAGAUGAGAUAGAAGAGGCAGUUGGGUUCAAGUGUUGUUGCAGCCUAGACGAAUUAACGGCAUUGACUUCGAUACCUACGACGACUAGUCACUUAACAAGCACGCUUCUUCGGAAAAAUCACAGCGAUUAUCCAUUUAAGGGUAGAACUUGUGGAAUCGAAUCCGCAAAACGAUCAUCAUCUACAUUUGUAACUAUACGAGAUAACUUCUUUAUGCAACGUUACAGUGUUUUGUACAGAUGUGUUCAUCGCAUAUUUGUCGAUUUAACGCCAAUUCUUAUAAGCAUAUCAAUCAUUUCGUUGACAUUGACAAUAUUUUCUUGAAAUGAGUUAAUGUUUAAUUUAGUUUUAGACGUUUAGACCUUUAAAUUUACAGAUAUAAUUUGAAAAUAAUUAGUUAUUCGUUAAAAUCGAAUAGAUGAUCAAAUCAAACAGAACACCAAACAGAACACAGAAAUCACAUUGUUAGGCAUUUCAUGCUGCUUGAUCUUAUAAGAAUCUUUGAUCGACGACAUUGUAAUUUGUUCUAGUGCCCGUGUGAUGUAGUGAGCAGCACUGUUACAACAUCUUCCCAUUAGUUUUAAACGUGUUUAUGUGCCCACACUGCGUUUGAUUUCGUCGUAGCCACGUGUCAGCGUAAUUUGGCAGGCUAAUGGAUUCUUUAAUCUAUAUGAAGACUCGCAUCGCUUCGUAAAUUCGAGUCUAGUUUAGAAAAAAAGCACAGUGCUUCUUUGCGCCGAAUUUUCGUCAUUCAAUCUCUAUUUCCUUCUUGCCGGAAGUAAUAAUAUUACUACUAGGCUAAUCUUAUUUAGGAUCCUUGCGUCACUAUAAUAUCGUUGUUGGUUAAGAUUUACCAUUCUUAGAAAUACUUUCAAGGUCGUGGAACUAAUUUAGAUGUCUUGGAUAACGACAUCGUAUAAGGUAAGCUCUAACAGAAAAAUAAUUAAAAAUGAAAAAAAAAGCGGAAAGAAGAGAACGAGAAAACAGACCAGGCUCGAUGAUAACGCAGCGGUAGUGUAAUUUUGUGUUACUAUCGUUGUUUCGUAGCUUUUUUCACGGUGCUUGAAUCACCGUAAGAUCAUGAUGCAAUACUUCGAAAUAGCAAAAGUUAGACUGUAGAAUACGGCAAGUGAUAAUUCUAAUCAUCUCGCCGAGUAUCGAAAAAUAGUUAUCGAGCGUUUGACGCAAAAAAUCGGGGCCAAAUCCUGUCGUGCGCCAGUCGAAUUAGCGAUCUUAGCUCAUGGCGUUCGCUGCCAAUUUAGUACCUCGUUACUUUCCCUUCUUUUAGGAAUUUUCUUUCUAGUGACUUCGAGUUCAAAUCACGUCGCAAUAUUCGUGUUUAUAUAGGUUCACUUACGCCUAUAUUAAUAUAUUCCUUCGGUCGUGAAUCAAACAGAAAGUUACGCCACGAUCGAAUCGUUCCUUUUCCUUACUCCAUUUAAACGAUUCGUUCACGAACACCAAUAAUUUUCGUCCACUUUCUUCAUUCCUUAUCGAUACUUCUCAGCUCGUGAAACGAAACACCAAAAUACUAUACGAGACUAAUUACAACGAAUAUGUGGAAGGGGUGAAUAUUAUCAAGCAACCUUCUCAUAGGAGUAGAAUCUGGCCGGCUGGACGAUAUUUCCGGAUUUCGCCUCGAUCAACGCGAACGUUCGUCUUUCUAAUUAUGAUUAAUCAAUGUCUAUGUGUAACGAAACUUAGGGUAAUAAUAAUAGCGUUAACAAUAACAAUCGUUAAGGUGAGAUUAUCAUCGUAGGCUAGUUAAGAAUACGGUAGGCUCUAUAUGUAACCGUAUGUUACCUUCUUGAUUUCAAUGAGUGCUAGUCACAUGUAUUAUUCCCGGGGCACUCCUAUUAAGCAUUAGGUAGGUCACGGUGUGAUUUUAGUCGGUAAGUCCGACACUACCCCGCUGCUUCCCGAAAAAGCGACGAGGUGUCCAUGACUAUUUCCUCACGUAUAAAAAAAAUUCACAUGUAUUAUAAUUACUUAACACUCGUAUUCUCAACACAUGAAUAUAUAAACACGACAUAUUAUAUAUACACAUAACAUUAUAACAUAAACAACAUAACAUUCUAUGUCUAUUAUUCUAGGAACGUAUUAAACGACGUUGUAAAGUGUAAGGGUGCUUCAGGUCUAAUUAAUUGUAAAUCAAUCGGAAUGCUAUUGUAACCCGAAAAGAAAAGCGAAUACAGUUACGGAAGAAAAAAGAAGAAAAAGAAUGAAAAUGGAACGUUCUCGUGCGACUAGGGCUACAUUUUGCUCGGGAAAUGGACCGGUGUCUCUUAUCGUCGAUUAAUUUAUAUCGAAUCUUCGAUUAGAGUCACCGAAGCACAGGACGUAUCUUUGUUAUGCCGAUAUUCGAUAUCAAUUGUAUGACAAUAUAAGGUAUCACGAGUAGAGUAACGUGCCACGGGCGUUCACCAUUCUCAAACGAGACAUGUGAAAUGAGCAAGUAAUGUAAAAGAGUAGCAAGUUAGUUACUAUUAAUCUCGAUGUUCUCUUUCGCGGCGCGCGUAUCCUAGAUGCGUCGCGAAGUCAUUUAGAACAUUUCGCUGAAACAGCGCGCGAUCCAACUAUCAAGAUCUUUGCAAUUCAUUCGUUGGUUAUUUCACUAAAGAAUCGUCGCUUUACUGAACGAUCGAUCUCGAUCGUUGGAUCACGCGUACUGUUCGCGAUCGCCCUGUCGUCGAUCGCAUUUGCUCGUUUAUUUUUCUCCCGUGCUCACAGUCAAGACCGCUUAAUAUUGAUGACGGGUGUUUUAAGCGUGUGAUUAUAAGAUAUCAAGUGGACAACGAAUCAUCGCGGUCGAGUGGGCAGCGAUCACGACGCGGCGUUUCGCCGAAAUGAUCGCUCGAAUUGAACGCAAUUAUUACGAGUUCUCCGAUCGUACGACCAUUUAUUACCUUUAUCUAACCGCCAAGUAUAAGAGAACAAGGUAAGAAGGAAUGUUUAAAAAUUAAAAAUGCGAGUAAAAUGCGAGUUCUAUCUGUCAUCGUUUUAGCUGUUAAGGAUUCAUCAUCAAAGUAAAUGGGGGUAGUUCUAAUCCAAGUAAGCGUACCACGUAAGUGCAGCACAUUGAAAAAAUACGGGAAAAAAUAACAAGUAGUACAAUGUAUAGGUUUGUGUAUAAAUACUCAAGGACAUAUGUAAAGAGGUAUCGGUCUUGGGGCACACGUCGAGCGCUCGUUACCGAUCUCUUCCCAUUGGUUCAACGUUGAAAGGUAUUUACGGACGAAAGCCUAACAAGAUCGUUCCUCUAAGCUUCUUGAGAUACCACGAAAACGUUUUUGACCGUUUUCUAUUCACUAUCCGUGAGUAAUCGAAGUGCAACGGCCCUUUUCACCGAGGGAUCUCAUGAUAACCUGCGGUGGUCGAUAGGUAACGAGCACUCCGUUUCAUGGAACAUCAAGAGAGUCUUCCUCGCGAUGGCAAACGACACUCGACGCUCGGUGAUCAUUUUAUGGCCUUAAUCAAAUUUUCAUUAGGGGUCAAGUGUCUUCGUAAUCGCGACAUCGCGUUUGUCGCGAUAAAAAGAAAAAAAUGUCUAUAACGACGACACGAAUGGCCAACGCAUACCAAACGGAGCACAAAAGGUACUGUUGAAUAUUGUAUUAAAUUCAGUGUAUUUUGCGAACUUCGUUUGCGAUACCGAUGGGCCGAUGUUUUGUGCUAACUUCGUGUAAAAUUUUGAUCGACGCUUUAACGUGCCCCACGACUCUUAUCGACGACUGAUUCGAUUGAUCUGGAAAGAUUUUAUAGCGAUUCUGCGUCGUUCUCUUUUGCGCGUUUCUUCACACGAGACCGCUGAAAGAGUUUUAAUACAUGACGCAAUCGUGGAAAAUUUUUCAACGAAUGAAGCACCGAAUAGAGGAAUUUUUCGAGAAGCAAAGUUACAUAUAACUGAAUAAGAACGAAUUAAAGGGGCCACGUGAGGAAGAAUAAACUGUCGCGUGUUUCUGAUUAUUGUGAUUAUUUCUGACUAUACUGGUCUCAUGUCGUACUAUCAAACAUGGAAUAUCUUUAUGGUGUCUCCGUAAGACGAUCGACGUGGCCUGUUAACAAACGAAUAUGGACAUACGUCACAGAGUUUCUCCAACUAGAAUCGUGUAUUCAUCCAUUGCAUACCAACAGGAAAUUAAGAAUAUUGCCAUAUUGGACUGUGAAAUGUUGUCAAAAACAUUUUCGGAGUCGUCAUAUGGUUGUUAAGGCAUUGAAGUAUUAAAAACUCUUAUAUAUAUAUAUAUAUGUUGAAGUUAUAAUUACUUCUAUGAUGGUCAUACCAAGCAGCGUAAUGGAUGAAUGACAUGCACUUAAAAAUUAUAAAAUGUCGUAAUUACUUCCGAGGUCGAGUAACACAGAGUAACUUUCAGGCCCUGAUUACUAAAUCCUAAAUGAAGCUGUAACGAAGACAAACAAAGUUAGUCAAAAAAAAAGUACGUGAACGAUAAAUCCCAGUAGUCGCGAUCGUAUGAGAAGAAGAACGACUUUCGAUUCUGUGCUAGAUUUCGGGACACCGUGUAAUUCUGCGUAGCUCGACUAGGUUCUCGUUGAAAUACGAUUACUGCAAUACGUCAAGGCUAAACUGUAACAAUAAAAACAAAAUAAAAUAUUAUA